This is a messenger RNA of Biomphalaria glabrata, 5746 nucleotides long. Its product is annotated as DNA-binding protein RFX2-like. Gene Ontology annotation, molecular function: DNA-binding transcription factor activity, RNA polymerase II-specific; RNA polymerase II cis-regulatory region sequence-specific DNA binding. Gene Ontology annotation, biological process: regulation of transcription by RNA polymerase II. The coding region runs from base 315 to 2876 and encodes 853 amino acids. The transcript has 20 exons. The record is from RefSeq and is a predicted model, not a curated record. Lineage: Eukaryota; Metazoa; Mollusca; Gastropoda; Planorbidae.
GUUGCUCGGUGACCGCAUUUUGUCUUGAAAAGCAAAGAUUUUGAUACGUAUUAUUUAUAAUGCAGAUUCUGUUCAUGUAAAUCUAUAAUAAAUAUAUAUAUCAUUAACAGUUUCUAGUUUAAAUGUAAUUCGUUACAAGCUUUAUUUACAAACAUUAGUUGCCCGGAUGAUAGCGUAAGGAUACUGCUUAUGCUGACGCGAAGCGACUCUGGCAACUGUUGCCGUAGGAAUAAACGCCAUAGACACGGUAUCUGUGACGACUGUUUCCCAUCAACAAUCUAAGAUAUAACUUUAAAAACCUGCUUAAAUGAAAAAUGGCAACACAGACCUAUGUAACAGAUAUACAAGUCAUGAAUCCUACUGCUGUUCAGGCUUUUGGGUUAGAUCUAACUUCUGAUGUGAAUGGGGCUGUGGUUAAAACUUCUGCUGCUAAUUCUCAGGGUGGUAUCCAACAAGGUCAGAAGGCAACAAUAAUACAGCCAGCUCAAGCACACUCUGGUCAACAGUUUAUUGUUACAACUUCUGCAGUAGAUCAUCAACAACUGGCUGAGCAAGCCCAGCAGGAAACCAUUUCCAUUCAACAAGGGGGAACAACUGUUUACCCUACACACCUACAGUACGUAGAGGGCUCAGACCCUGGCAUCUACACUAAUGGCCAAAUGCCUAAGGACCUGGUGCUGAAGGCUAGGCACAGUUAUGGUGAUUAUACACAAGGAACAAUGUAUACCAAUGUUUCUGGAACAUAUUAUCAAACUGCUCAAGGAGGACAGGUAGCACAAAGUCUAAUGCCUGUUGGUACAUCAGUGCAAGCUCUUCAAGGACAAAUUAUACCUGGUGGUGGUGGAACCUACAUCAUCCAAAGUGGCACAGUUGACAGUGAUGGGGCACCCCUAACUCAUACUACCAGGGCCUCACCUGUAACAAACCACACUCCUCUGGCAGAGCUGAGCAAUUUGCAUACAAAAGAGGUUCAGUGGUUAAUUGACAAUUAUGAAACAGCUGAAGGGGUUAGCUUACCUCGUAGUACCCUCUACUAUCACUAUUUAAGACAUUGUCAAGAACAGGGCUUAGAUCCAAUGAAUCCUGCAUCCUUUGGAAAACUUAUCCGAUCAGUUUUCUUAGGACUUCGUACCAGACGUUUGGGAACAAGAGGUAAUUCUAAAUAUCACUACUAUGGGAUUCGAAUUAGGGCUAAUUCAUCCCUAAACCAAUUUACAGAUGAUCAGACAAUGGCAUUAAGGCAGCAACCGAUGUAUACAAGCAAAAAACUGACUAGCCAAAAGCAAGAAGGUUCAGAUGGUGAUGGGGGACCAGCUGGUACACAAGGUGGUGGACAGUCGGAUGGUGCCCAUUCUCAACAGCAACAACACACUCAAUUUUUGGGGGAUGCAUCUCAUGCUCUUCCUUCUUUUGGAAGUGUGGAUAUUAGCCUUGUGCAAUUCCCAGAUGGUAUAGCUCUUGAUGAUAUUAGAGCCUUUGAGAAGAUGUACAGAGAGCAUGCUGAGGCUGUUGUAGAUGUUGUUGUUAAUUUACAUUUCAACUUGAUUGAAAAUCUUUGGCAAACAUUUUGGAGAAAUCCAUCUCCAGAUUCACCCAGUCUAGAUCCUUUUGAGAAGAUGGAAAAAAGAGUCCCUAAAGAUAAGCUGUAUAUUUUGUGUCGAUAUGAACCACUAAUUACUUGGGUGAGAAGAUCUGACUAUGCAUUCUAUCAAGCACUUGUGGAAGUUUUGAUUCCAGAUGUUUUGAGACCAAUUCCAAGUUCAUUAACUCAGGCUAUCAGAAACUUUGCCAAAAGUUUAGAGGGAUGGUUGAAAAAUGCUAUGCAAAAUGUUCCUGAGGAAAUGGUGAAAACUAAACUUGGAGCAGUUAGUGCCUUUGCUCAGACAUUACGUCGCUACACCUCUCUGAAUCACUUGGCUCAGGCAGCUCGAGCAGUCUUACAGAACACAUCUCAGAUAAACCAAAUGUUGACUGAUCUUAACAGAGUUGAUUUCACUAAUGUUCAGGAACAAGCCUCAUGGGUUUGUCAAUGUGAAGACUUGCUUGUGCAACAGUUGGAGCAGGACUUCAAGGCAACACUUAAGCAGGGUAACUCGCUAGAGCAGUGGGCUCAGUGGUUGGAGGGAGUAGUUAAUCAAGUGCUCAAACCACAUGAAGGAAAUGAAAAUUUCCCCAAGGCAGCUAGGCAAUUUCUGCUUAAAUGGUCAUUUUAUAGCUCAAUGGUGAUUAGAGACCUCACUUUAAGAAGUGCAGCAAGUUUUGGUUCUUUUCACUUGAUUCGUCUACUCUAUGACGAAUUUAUGUUCUAUUUAGUGGAGCAUAAAGUGGCCAAUGCAACGGGUCAGACACCAAUAGCAGUCAUGGGAGAGGUUAGACAAUUUCAUGAUUUGAGCAGUGCUGUUAAUCUUGGUCAUAUGGAUAUGGAUGAUGAUGAUGAAUCAUCCAAUUCUUCUCAGCCUUCAAUGCUGUCAUCACAGCCUCAAAUGGUCCAGCGAGUUACUAUGGUCUCAGGUACGCCAACUCCAACAACACUCAUGCUGGUCACUUCCAAUUCUCCAGGAUCUGUUGUGGGGCAAACUGGUGUUGCAGUUCGACCAACCAUUGGUCAGGUUGGAACACCUACCAUUACUGUGAGACCUGCCAGUAAUGGACUGACUGCCACUGGUGGAUUGGUUGUACUCUCAGGCAGCUCUGUCACUGGCGCUGCACCAUCUCAUACAGUCAGCACCACACAAGGAGGAUUGCCAACUACAUUGGCUGUUCGCACAACAGCUACCAACCCUAAUUCCAGCAAAACUCAUACAAUUUUAGUAAUGCCAGUGUCAUCCACAGGAACAGCAGAUGUUACAACAGCUAAAAGAGUUAAAACAGAAUAGCAAUGACUUAAAUGUUUAACUCAAAAGAAAUUAGUAAAGUUAAAAAAUUGUUGUUCUUCUGUGUAUCAUUUAUCCAGUUGUUUGACUUCUAUUCAAAUGUUCUCAAAAGCUCAACUGUGUGUGAAUGUCUUAGAAAUAGAUAUUUGAUGCCUAUUUUAAUGAGCCUUACAGUCAAUCAGAAUUAUGCAAAUCUAAUGUCAAAAGAAUGUUCUAGAGUCAUACUGAUUUGUGAUAUGAUAAUUUGCCAGCACAGAAAUAAUUCCUGUACACUCUUAAUGACAUUAAGAUGGAUGUUGAAACAAGUCUUUCUUGGUUUCUUGAACUGAAGGACUGGUACUAUCAGUGUUUACCAGAACGCACAGUGUGACAUGUUAAGUAUACCAUAUUUAUCUGUUUACAUGAUGUGAAAGUGCUCUUGUGUUUAUUAAAUGAUCUGUUUGCCACUAAAGUAUUGUAAUUGAUGGUAAAUCAGCAGUAAUUAAAAUGUAUUCCGUCCACAUUGUUCAUGUCGGUGACUGAGUUAGACCAUUUUCUAUAGUUCCACUUCAGUUGUACUAGAACAAAAAUGUAGUGUGGAUUAGAAUAUUUUUUUUUUAUAUAUAUUUGAUCUAUUUAAGAUUCUUGGUAAUUUUGGAAUUAUAAAAAUGUGUUCUAGCAUCAAACAGAUUUAUUGUAUUAGAAACAAUUGCUGCUGUUAACCAUUUUCUUGACUGAUAGUAGUUAUGUUACUUUAGGGUUAGUCUGUUUUCUGUCAGGCUAGUUAUUUAUAUUUAAAUAUAUAAUGUAUGUUAUUGUGUGGCUAUAAAUACCUCAAGAAAGAUUUGCUAGAUUUAUUAUUUUACUUAAUUAUGAAACACAAGAUGUAAGGUGUGACCUUUUUGACCCAAAGUGUAAAUAGUUGUAUUUAAAUUCAUGUUUAAGAAAAAAUACUUUAAAAAGCUAUAUUUAUUUUAUACAGUAAAUUUCAAAGCCUUUUUUCUUUUUUUUUUUUUUUUUUUAAAUAAAAUUUUAACUUGACAAUGUAGCCAUAAUGUAUUUUGUAUAUUAUUGUAUGCAAUUCUGUACUAAAUGACAUACUGGCCUAACCAGUAGUAUAUAUUCUAUUCCAUGUGUGUUUCAGUCUACUGUUUGAACUGCUGAUGUGCAGAUGUGAUCUUAGUGACUCUACAUCUUCAUAGCAUUCACCUUUUUACCUUCCUUUUUUUUUUUUAAAUUUAACUUUGAUCUAAUUGUUAUUAUUUAAUAUUUGUUUGAUGAACAUUUCUUGUUUGCAUCUAUGACAGACACAAUUGGACAAGUCUAGUCAGCUCACUCAUGAGUUCAUUACCACAACAUUAUAAAGCACACUUUUGGCAAGAAUUGUUUUCUCUUGUUGCGCCAGCUGUCUCCAGCCAAUCAGUUGAUUUCAUGUCCUCCACUUUUUAUUUAUCUCAUUCCUUGUAUAUAUGUGUGUGUGUGUUUCUAGCCAGCUCUCUUCAUUAUCUCAUUCCUUGUAUAUAUGUGUGUGUGUGUGUCUAGCCAACUCUAUUCAUUCCAUUGUUCUUGUCAAGACCAUGCUUGCUGAAGAUAUACAGAUGUGGAUUAUUGCCUUGACUGUAUGAUGUAUGGUCUUAGAGUUCUCAUUAUUUAUAUAAGUCAGAAACUAAAGUGGACUAGAACAUGAUCUAGUAGUCUAUGUGAUGUGAUGUUAUACUUGCAGUGAUAUAUGCUAGUGUGGUUGAGUUCUUCCAUACAUCUUCAAUACAAAAUUUGGUUGGUAUUAAAAUGUAUACACAUCAUCCCAUCUUUUGGUUACUUCAUGACAUACAAUUGAUCAGAAAUGAACACAUUCAGUUAUUUUUCACUUGAAGUCCAGGACAUUCAUUUGCCAGACUUGAGUUCAGUUUAAAUGAUGUGACAUUGUUGGAAAAUAAUAAGCAUUUAUAUUUCGAUAAUACAAUUUGUUGUGUUCUUAUCACAGGAUUAAAAUGAAUGUUUUUAAAUUUUUUUUUGUAGAUAUUGGAUCAAGUGAAUUGUUUUAUCAUAAUUUUUGUUUUCUUAAUGAAAUAUAUUGAUCUAUGUUCUUUAGUUCUAUACCUCUAGAAAGUAAGACUUAAACUGUUCUAAUAGCAUUGUUUAGAAUACAAAGUAACACACAAUUUAUACAAAAUCAUUUCCCUCAAAAAAGGAGUAAGACCUCUUUUUCAAUUAUUCUUUUGAAUUGUUAAUUUAAGGGAUUUGAAACAAAUGUAAGUAUGUUGGCUAGCCAUAACAUGUUAUUGCAUUUAUAGUUGUUUAUAGGCUUAAUACCUAGAUUAGUUAUUUAUUUAACAGAUUGAACAGUUAUAUUUUUUAAAAGUUCAAAUGACUAUUUUAAAAAUUCUUUUUUUUGGAUUUUAUUUUUUACAACAUACAAACACUGAUAAUAUGCUGUACAUUAGUCAUAAAUUCAUUCCCAAAGAACAUUUCUACGUAUUGAGCCAACAUGUGUGGAAAUAAAAGUGAAAGUUGGUACUAGUAUGUUUUUUGCCAAUCAUAUUUUAAACAUUUCAAUUUAACUUUGAGAUUUCAAACAAAAAUAUCUAAUUUAGUGUUUUUCAAACAUGUCCAUUGUGCUCUUUGCAUAUAUUAUAGUUGGCAUUUAUUAGUGCAUGUUUUACACUGCACAGUUAGUGCAUGGAACACAGGUUGCAAACUGGUUUGAGAGAUAGGUAUCUAAGAAUUAAAUUCCAUAUAAUCAGUGACAACCUUAAUGAGAAUCACUUCAUUUGAUGAUGUUUGUUAGUUAAUGACAUUGUGUUGGUCAGUUUGUUCAGUUUCUAAUAUAUAUACAUUUAGUGAAAUUCUCCAUCUGCUGAAUACUAAAUACAUUCUUCUUCUAAACUACUGGA